GACAUGGUAGAAGGUGCACAGACGCUCCCGCCACGGAGCCCUAGCCAUGUGACUCGGCCCAGCAACAACACACAGCUUCUCGCCACGUCGCUCAAAACAGCUCUGUUUCUCUUGAUAUCUGUAAACUGAACUCUUCUUCCUUGGUGUUUCGCGAGAGACUCACGAAGUUUUGCGAAGGGAGAGGAAAAAUAAAGCACCCGCUUGUGUCAAAGAUAUCUUUCACUCCUGCUGCUGUAGUUAGCAGUCAAACUUAAAAAUAUUGUGAUUCGAACGAGAGAAAAAACAUACCUCAGCGAAAUAUCUGAUGGUUCAAAAGUGCCAUCAAACAGUCAGUGACAAGCAGCGGGACGUAGCUAUGGUUUUUCGAGGAUCAUUCAAGCACGCCGGGAGUCUGGAAGAAUCAUUCUGACCAGAUAUUAUCCGGUUAUUUAGUUUUUUACUCUUUUGGAAGAUCUCUCAAGACAACGUUUUCUCAUAUCGCCACGAUGAACCCUGAUUUGGGAAAGGUGGUGGUGGCAUUUCGGUUACUUCUGUUCCUUGGAUUUCUUUCGAAAGGUUGUUGGAGCAUCCGAGUAACCGAAAUGUGGGUCCCUCCUGUUGUCGUCUCAGGUUCCCGGGUCAGGAUGGUAUGCAACUACGAGCACAGGGCGGACCGACUCGAUCCCCUCUACUCGGUCAAAUGGUACCGAGGACUCGAGCAGUUUUACCAGUACAUGCCCAAAAAGAAGCCUCAAGUCAAAGUAUUUGACUUGCCAUACCUUAGCGUAGAUAGAAAUAACAGCAACCAAUCAACGGUUGUCCUUAUAGGAGUGACAAAGGAGACCUCAGGAACAUUUCGGUGUGAAGUAGUUGGAGAAAAACCACUUUUCGAAACGGACGAUUCUACCAGAAAUAUGACAGUUGUUGACAUACCUCUGUGGGGACCUGAAAUCCGAGGCCUGGUUCACGGAUCCAGGGUGAGGCCGGGGGACAUCAUAAAAGUGCAGUGCCUUCUGGGGCACUCGGAGCCGCCCGUUCAUGUCACCUGGUUGAUCAACAACGAGCACCUACCUCCUCACGCCCUGACGACGUACGCAAAACAGAGGGACGAGAGAGCUAGGAUGGCUCAGGUAUUUACUCUGGAACUGGAGUUAGAGAACGAGUCUUUCAUUGGGGGCGCCAUCACCUUGGCGUGCAAUGCUUCGCUCUCCACUGUCUACAACAAAUCCACCAACGUGACGCUCAUCCACGCCGAUCAUCCACAGCCAUCCGAAUUUGGAUGGUUCUCCGCAGGUUCUUCCGUGCGAUCCUCCCUGGUGGCCCUGGCUGCUACUUUAGGGUUGGUGUGCCUGCUGGUCGUGUGACGGUGGUGGAGUUGGUGGUGCCGGAGCAACUCGCCGGAAAGUGGACCGGAAAAUGGCGCUGGUCAUCAUCACAGCAUGACGGGAGGCGAGACCGAGUUGGACCUGGUGGUCUGACAGAGGUGUGACUGCCCUGGGUUCGGGAGAUCUGAGACCGGGCACGGAAAAGGGGCGCGCAUCUUCGGCCCAGGCACAGUGCUGGAAUUGUGAUGUCGUUCCAGGCGUUGCCGACCACAAGGACUUCUCAAGUUAAAAACGCAGUGCAAAUAAGAGAUAUUUUUCCUUUUUAGUAGUGCAAUGACAGGAGUGACUUUUUACCUCAGGAACUAUUCAACUGAUGAAAAAAUUCUGUAAGUCAUUGUACAUGAACAAAGGAGUGCGUAAGAAGUUCAGCUUGACCAGGAGUAACGAUUGUCUAGGUCACAACAUUGCCAGAGGUUUAAUGAACGCCCCCUGCGUACUGUCAUUUCAAAGCAUUGAUGGGGUUGCAGCUUGACUGCAGAGGUAAUCAAUGUGGCAAUGGUACCUUACGUCAGUUGGUACUGGUACGUCGCGUGCUGGUAUUUCCAGGUUAUAAAUCUUCCAUAUUACGUUAAUUACCGAAUAAAGACACUCCAUUUUAAGGAGUUCUUAUCCGAAUUUGCCUGCCUUGAGCCUCAGAUUCAAGGCUGAAGGGCAAGCAAGCUUCCAGGGUCUUCGGAUGCCAGUUCUCCCAUGCCCUCACCCCCUAAAAUGAUAAAACCCAGAACUGAUGAAUGUGGAUACGUUGUAAGCAGAGUUAGAGACACUGUUAAUCUUAAGUUUCCUCCAGAAGGACUGUGGUGGAAAUAACGAAACACGCUUAGUGCUUAAUCACGUCAGGUUAGAUUGAAAAGUUUUCACCUUCAUUGCGUUGUCGCUGUUCUUUCGCUAGAGUGGACGAAGAAGACUAAAACACUUGAGGUCAGGAAUUAACAGAUGCUGUAGUCAUAAGGAACACGAAUUACUUCUUGUAACCCGAAGAAGAUUCUCGUUGUAAAACAUUUGAAGAUAUUCGGUUUGAAAGUUAAAUCAAUUAGAAUUCAUACUUUUAUUUUCUAUCUUUUGUUAAAUUUCAAGGAGGGGUUUAUUUCUUAACAUUGUCGUAUGAUUUUCCAAACCAGAAAAUGAGUGUACAAAACAAGUAAAUGCUUUAGCAGCUUGCACUGUAAACGUGUGUUUUAUAUUGGAGGCUUUAGCAUAAUGCUCAUUUUGCAUACUUGGUAUAAAUUAUGUGAUUAGCAUUUUUUGCUUCAGAUUCCUGUUAUCCAGUUUGAUUUAUCGAACUCACUGAUGCCGGUUAUAGUUUAUUCAACAAAGAAAAAAGAAAUGUUUACCUCAACACUCGUUACAAAUUUGGCGCUUUGUUUAGAGGAAUUGUUCUUUUAAAUCUUUUCCAUUUUUGUAUUAUUUUUGGGUCUAUUUUGAUUCGGGGGAAAGUUGCUUCCUAAGUUUUAUCGGAAUAAUGUUAAUUACAGUGAAAGAUUUGUCUCUGAACUGACUGUAAAUCUAGUCAUCCAUCAUUCCGUGCCGCAUGUCUUUCGGAGUCAUCACUCAGAAGUUUUGCAUUUUGGAUUCGCAGAUAAGUGAAUCAUGCCGGAAUAAACACGCCGUGUAAUUUCAUUAUUACGUUUUCUUAUUAUACGUCAAAUUAAUUAUCAUAAAAGUUGUACUCAAGGCAAGCGCUUUCGCUUAAUAAUAAAAGUAUUUUACGAAAAAUUGUUGUAGUGAUGAACAUCUGACGAUCUGGAUGAGCAGUAUUUAUGAAAUAUUUAUGCCAUGUAUAAUUUUGUUGCAAGGUUCAUAAUUGUGAAGAAAAUACUGAACGAUGUAUUGCCUCGAAAACUUAUGAUGAAAUAACUUUAUACAAAUUCCUCGACGUCACAUAAAAACCCAAACUAAUUUUACACAUUCUGGAGAAGACCACUCUCAGGGUAGACGCAUUUAAUAACAAAUGAUUUUGGGCGAAAACUGCUCGUUGGAGCCGCAUUUAAGCGAGACUUUCACAUAAUAUUGCGGAACAGGAUCUAAUGAACUCGUUUAAGGAGCAUCGCUUAAUGAAUCAUUCUUUACUUAAAGGUCUAAUGAAGAGGCACCAUUUAUUAAGCUGCUUGAUGAAAUCUCGGAAUGAAAGGUAACUUGCCGGAGCGUCCCGCUGAUGAAACGACGAAAAAAAGGACCAAAAAAAAAAAAAAAAUCUAGAAGUGACGGAUAGGAAUUCAUCAGUUGCUGCCUUUUAUAAUUACUGUUAAUUUUUCGUUUUCAAAAAGUUCUCAUCUGAAGGUGGGUUGGUUGCUGGUGAAUGUUUUAAUGAUGUUUUUUGCGUUUGGCUAGUGCGGAUGUAAUUGUCAAAUUCUUUUAUUAAGCUUAAACAAGGUUUUGCUUUACCUCUUCUGUUCUGACGUAAAUUUCAAAAAGAUUUAAGGGGAAAUAUACUAUACUCUUUAUGCAUUCAGAAAAUUCUUUAUAGAUCGAGUUGAAGUCUGUUUGUGAUAAAAUGUACAGUGAUGGUGGUAAAUGGCAAACCUGAUGGUUUGAGAUUUUUUUUUAUUUCUAAAUGAUUUAGGUUUAAUCAGUUAACAAUGAGAAUACACAGUGACUUACCCAUCUGAUUCCAUAUCCUUUCCCACUGUCGUUAGGGUACUUGGACUCUGGAAAUUCGUUGUACGUGGUUACGCUCUUAAGCGAGGUUGGAUCUCGUGUGGGGAGAUAUACUUUCUAUUCCAACGGCUUUGCUGCUGCAAAUAGACACGGCUGAUGUUUUUCUCUCUCUAGUACUCUGGUAUCUCGUAGGAGAUAAGGAUCUCUUUUUCUUUUGUGUGUGUGUGUGUGUUUAUAUCCUUGAUUACUUUUUGCAGUCUUAUGUUUUACAAAGACGAAUUCAGACUUACGGAAAGCUCCCAGACCUUGAUUUUCUAUUAUAUGUAAUAAAUAAACUACCUUUAUUGAGGCCUAUACAUGUCUUUGCUGCCAUUGCUAAAGACCUCUGACAGGCAACCUAGUUGUAACUUAUACUUCCAUGUGUGCGUGCAAGAUCUCUCUUCUGUCAAAAUUUUUCUGUGGACUGUUACUUCUCUCUUUUCUUAAAUAUUGGUGAAUUAUUAGUGUUUUGCCAUUUUUUCGUUGUGUUAUUGAUCUGUUUCCUCUCCGUCAUUACUUCUGAUCUUUCUGUUACGAAUUUUCCCCAAUAUGCGUGUUCAGAUUUCACACUAAUGACAUUUUUUUCCCUCCCCAUUACCUUCCAAGUUUAAAUGAAUGUUUACUCUUAUAUGCGCCUUUGCAAAUUACCCUGCGAACUUAUUCCAUUUGGCUUUCCGGUGGAGCAUCCUUGAUUUCUUCUCGCUCGGGUCAUCGACGCAGUGUUUGUUUUAAGACUUCCUUUUCACCGAUCCCUUUUAACGUUUCAGUAUUUUUAGUGCUUUUUAUGCGAGCACAUUUUCUCAGAGCAUUUUUUCUCUAUUAACCGAGACUCCCUGUUAUUCCACCGCAUGAGCACUAGACAAAAGUAGAUUAUCAUUUUAGCUUCAGCAGUCCUUUCAGUUUGAGGCUUAUCGUCUCUAUCUCUGCAAAUGAGAAGACUUUUCAGUUGGGCUUCUGCGUUUUCUGCUGUGCGCUUCUUAUCCCAGGCAGAAUUUCGCUUUUUAUCUUUUACUCCUAUCUUUCUUAAUAUUCUCUCUCUUUGAUGACAAUCAUGAGCCUUUUCUGUCUUCCCCCUUGAAGCCCAAUUGCUCUCUCAUUGCCUAACCAAGCUUUUCACUUUAAGCAUGACU
Molecule: messenger RNA, 5128 nt
Organism: Macrobrachium nipponense
Lineage: Eukaryota; Metazoa; Arthropoda; Malacostraca; Decapoda; Palaemonidae
Exons: 7
Coding region: 486-1343 (285 amino acids)
Source: RefSeq, a predicted model, not a curated record